CGGUUUAACUGUCUAUGGACCGUCGGUCUUUCUUUAACUGUCUAUGGUCCUUCUCUGUUGUUGGCCUCCGCUGUGUUAAGCGGGCAUGGAGCGUUAAUUUAACCGACACCUGCGACAACAAACAAUCUAAACGAGGGAUUUUCUUCACCGGCGAUACAAGGAUGGAUGUGUCUGGGGACCAGGCUUGUCAUUAACGCAGUUUGUUAUGAUGACUGACACGGUGAUGUUGCCUCCCUCAGAGAAACUGCCAGUUUCAGGCUGAGUUUUCGGCAUGACAGGGUAACAUACUAUGAAAGAAUACAUAUCUGCAACAAGUGUCCAUAGCUCUUUUAAAAGUCAGCGUCUCAUUACCUUGUUAUCAAGAUUUCCAAUACAGAUUUUCAAAUGAAAAUGGAGGAUAUGCCCCUGUCAGGCCCAGACAACGCCAGGCUGGAGGCCUUGGUCCAUGACAUCUACUCUGAGCUGGUGGAAGAUGCCUGUUUGGGCCUGUGUUUCGAGGUUCACCGUGCUGUGAAACAGGGCUACUUCUUCUUGGAUGAAACGGACCAAGAGAGCAUGAAGGAGUUCGAAAUAGUGGACAAGCCAGGUGUUGACAUAUUUGGCCAGGUGUACAAUCAGUGGAAAAACAAAGAGUGUGAAUGUCCGAACUGCAAAAGAUUGAUAGCAGCUUCUCGCUUCGCCCCGCACUUGGAGAAAUGUCUCGGCAUGGGACGCAACAGCAGUCGCAUCGCCAACCGCAGACUAGCCAGCAACAAUAACAUGAGCAAAUCAGAGAGUGAUCAGGAAGACAACGAUGACCUCAAUGAUAACGACUGGUCGUAUGGUGCAGAGAAAAAAGCUAAAAAGAGAAAGUCAGAAAAGAAUCAAAAUUCCCCAAGAAGACCCAAAUCUCUAAAACAUAAAAAUGGUGAGCUUGGGAGCAGCAUCAGUUCAGAGCCUUACAAGUACAACUAUAACACUGGCAUCAGUUAUGAAACUUUAGGCCCUGAUGAAGUCCAAUCCCUUUUAACAACGCAAUGUGGGGUGAUCUCAGAGCACACCAAGAAGAUGUGUACCAGGUCUCAUCGAUGUCCCCAGCACACGGACGAACAGAGGAGGGCCGUCAGGCUGUUCCUCCUGGGGCCGUCCGCGCCAACGCUGCCUGAUGCAGACGCUGUGGUGGAGAGUGACAGCUUUGACAUUCAAGAUGGACAGACCCUGAUGAGCCGCCUGCAGUGGGAAGACUCUCCUGAUAUUUCACCCAGUGACUCUGCCUCAUCUAAAGCCAGCACCAACCAUUCAGAUUCUAGGAGGCCCAAGAAAAAGAAGAGGAUGUCUCUCGGUUUGAACAGUGGAGUAGGAGGAGUAGGAGGAGUAAUAGGAGGGGGAGGGGGAGGGGGAAGCCUGACUGGAGGCGGUGGCAGCAGCAGCAGCAGCUCUCAGAGUAAUAUCAGCUUUUCGACCAAAAAAAAGAGGCCCAAACUCUCAGCUCCCUCUAAUUCCAGUAUCUAUGAUGACCUAAAUUAGCAUAAGCCCUGUCUGUCAGAGCAGCUCUUUGUUCAUCCGUACAUUUACAGACCUGAACAGGAUGGGAUCAAACUUGACUUUGUAGUUCUUAUUCAUUCACUCUUGACAUGUAAUUCAAUUGAAUGAACAUUUCUCCUUCUCAAUUAUGACCACAGUGUUCUAAAUGUUGUGGAUAGGGGUCAACGCGUCCAAUCAGAUCGGCAGGAACCUAUUGAGAAAAUUCCACCUUAAAACAGACUUUACCUAGCCUCACCUAGUCUUAAAUGAUUAGGAAGUCUCCAGCUGUGAAUCAGAAAGCGUGCCUAUAUGCCGAUAAAGUCCCCAUAUACGGUGUCGCGGUGUUCAGACAGGCAUUUCAAUUUGCACAGUUGCACUAGAUGUCCACACUGUACGUGGACACAUGGACAGUACACCCAUAUGCCAUUGUUGAGCAUGUCAUUCCAGAUGUUGGAUCAGACGUUGGAACCUGGCACAAGAGCAUGAGUGAGAUCAGCCGCUGGUGGUGAGUGAUAAGGUCAGGCUCACAGUUUAUCCCAAAAAGGUGUUUGAUGGGGUUGAGGUCAGGGCUCUGCAGGCCGGUCAAGUUGUUUUUGAACCCUAUCUGGGAAAUCCAUGUCUUUAUAGAUCUGUCUUUGCACGGGGAAAGCACCUUAUUAAAAAAAGAAAAGGGUCUUCAAGAAACUUGUUGGAAGCACGCUAUUAGAUAAAAUAUCAUAGCAUGCUGUAGCAUUUGCUGUUGCUUAAUUUUAACUAAAGGGCCACAGGGGUGUCCACAUACUUUUGGCUGUGAAGUGAAAACAGACCUUGAACUUGUCUGUAGCGGUCACCAUCCCCACAUUAAGUGUCUUCCAGCAAAAGUAAUUCAAAUCAAAGAAUUGGAACUGAUUUGUACAAUAUGAUAUACAAUAAUAUCACUUAUUUUAUUUUAUGGUCUAAAGAAAACUAUACAUUAUCAGUUUUAAACUUCUAAAAAGACCAUAAAUGGCCUUUUAACUGCAGGCAUUUUGCCAUGACAUAGCAGGAAACCACAGGUGUAAUCAACACUGUCAUUUAUAAGGGGCGGCACUCCAUUCCAUUUCAGGGUCCGGCCACUGGGCGCGCUGGCUCACUGACGGGGAUUACUGAUGCACUUAAAUGGAACACAGUCAGCCAGCGUUACAAGAAUGAAAUGAUUUCCUGCUAUGACAAGUCAACAUGUCUGCUAUAAAAAAGGCCCAUUAGGAAUAUUUGUCCACUCUUUUCUGGAAGUUUGUACAAAAUGUUCCUUUACAUCUCAAUUACGGACGGCCUGUUUUUUCCUAAACAACUAAUUUAAGUUAUUCCGAGACCUUUUAUGAGCUAUAGUCUGUCAGAAAGGACUUUUUGUUGGCCCUUAACCUUUUCCACAAAGCAUGAAAAGUCUUAAAAUUGGCUUUCUGAAACCUUCAGGUGCUUAUUGUUGGCAAUUCUGCGACCUGUCCCUCUUUUUAGAUUGUGUGUUCAUAUAACUGAGUUUCGGGACACGUGGACUUCAACUGCUUUCAGUUCAAACCUUGAUACGCAUAUACUGGACUCUUCAUAAGUGGCUUUUUAAUUCUAGCAUUGUAUUGCACUGUGUGUAUGUGAGUGCGUGAAAGAUCUUUUUCAUAAAACUAUGCAUCCUGUGAAUGUGACUUUCUUGUGAAAGUACAUGUGCCAUUUUAAUUAUUUAAUGUUUUUUGUUUACAUCAACAAUAUAUUUAAGUUGUAUCUGUCACUGCCUAUAAAGUGAUAAAGUGUAUUAUUUGUGUGUAAAUGCAGAUUUUGAUAUUUGAUGAGCCGUUAGGCUUUUGGGGCACAUGUACAGUACGUAUUUGUAUGACGCGUGAGAUAAAAAAAA
Etheostoma cragini (Arkansas darter) is the source of this 3364-nucleotide messenger RNA. It is a transcript of the gene atxn7l3, whose product is annotated as ataxin 7-like 3. NCBI's taxonomy places the organism in Eukaryota, Metazoa, Chordata, Actinopteri, Perciformes, Percidae. Gene Ontology annotation, biological process: positive regulation of DNA-templated transcription; regulation of transcription by RNA polymerase II. Gene Ontology annotation, molecular function: transcription coactivator activity. The record is from RefSeq and is a predicted model, not a curated record. The transcript has 14 exons. Gene Ontology annotation, cellular component: DUBm complex; SAGA complex. Bases 385 to 1506 code for a protein of 373 amino acids.